Lingula anatina is the source of this 1265-nucleotide messenger RNA. Its product is annotated as vesicular glutamate transporter 2. NCBI's taxonomy places the organism in Eukaryota, Metazoa, Brachiopoda, Lingulata, Lingulida, Lingulidae. The record is from RefSeq and is a predicted model, not a curated record. Gene Ontology annotation, biological process: neurotransmitter loading into synaptic vesicle; synaptic transmission, glutamatergic; regulation of synapse structure or activity. Gene Ontology annotation, cellular component: excitatory synapse; synaptic vesicle membrane. Gene Ontology annotation, molecular function: L-glutamate transmembrane transporter activity; neurotransmitter transmembrane transporter activity.
CGUACUGUGGUCCUGCCAUUGCCAUGUUGUUGACAGGGUUUGUUAACUGCCAUCUGGGCUGGGAGUGGAUCUUCUACAUAUACAGCAUAGCUGGCGGAAUUUGGGGCAUACUGUGGGUGCUGAUUGUUUUCAAGUCUCCGUAUAAAGCCCUGCAUAGACUGGGACAGAAAGAGAGAGAGCUCUUUGAGGAAGAAAGGAGGAAAAAACACGCUGAUUUAUUUACGUCUGUACAAUCGGCAGCUCCACAAGAGGCGGUCAGGGCUAUACCGUUCAAGGCGAUUCUGACGUCAUUUCCUGUGUGGGCGGUGUUUGUAGCGGGCACUACGAGAAGCUGGGUGCUUCUUCUGGUCACCAAUUAUUUCUCUCAAUAUUUAGAGAAUGUGUAUAAUCCUAAUAUAAUUGAGGUAGGGUAUCUGUCCUCCUUGCCGUUCUUUGUUACCACGGCAACCGUGUGUCUUGGGGCCAUGAUUGCUGACACCUGUCUGAAAAGAAGAGUGGUCUCUAGGACCGUUGCCAGAAAGCUGUUCAACUGCGUCGGGUUUGGAGUGGAGGCCAGUAUACUGUGUCUGGUCGGGUUUAUGACGUGGUAUUUUCCCAGUAAAGUUGCCGCCGUCACACUAAUUGGGAUAUCAUGUGGAGCCAGCGGAUUCGCUGCUUCAGGUUACCAGGCGAAUCCUCUUGACUUGGCACGUGAUUAUGCCAGUAUUUUAAUGGGCAUAUCAAAACUGGGCGGCAUAGGGGGCAUGAUUAUGCCUAAAGUGGUCGGGGCCUUGACAAGCAAAGGGGAUGCAUUUGGCUGGGCCUGUGUGUUCUGGGUCACAGCAGGACUGGAGAUGGCAGGCGUAGUCUUCUACGCCAUCUUUGCCAGCGGUAAGCAGCAGUCUUGGUCGAACUAUCGCGACGCCAGGGAGCUGGAGGAUGAUAGCGCCAGGUUAAGCGCGAGUUACCAACACAGCGUGGGCGGUGGUCGCGCAUACGGGGCUCCGAAUUUAGGUAUUAGCAGGAGAACUAUUGACGAAAGUUAUGUUGAUGACGAGGAGAGGCCGUUACUGCGGUAUGCCUCGAACAGGGAGGAACAUGAAUUUACCGACUCCAUGACGCUUUACUGAAAAGUAAAGACAUGAAAUAAGUAAACUCCCUUCCAGGUUUGCAGAUUGAUAUUUCGCUCGAUAUUUACAGAUACGUCUUUGAUGAAUAAUGUGCAAAUUUUUGUGGAUAAUUGGUAGAGAGUAAAUAUACAUAUUAGGUAAUAUGACAUGCACUCG